GACGCAGGGUCAGGUGGUUCUGACUUGUUGCGGGGCUGCUUUAUAAACAGGGAGCUGUCCGCCUGCUGAAAAUUUCACUGCCCACUUGCUCCAGAGACGCUGACAAGAAAGAUGUUCUCAGCCAGAAGGGGUCCAGUUUAAAUCUCAGCUUGUUUUAAAAAAAAGAUAAAAUCGUGAACUCCGGACGGACGACGCCAACAUCCCUGAGCCGAAGUUGGUAAAGCCAAGCUGUGUGCUGAGUGAGUUGGGGGCACCGUAUUAAACAUGGCGAUGGUAAAAACCUCUCCAAGCGGUAUGAUAUUAACCCUCAGCAUCCUACUUUAUUCAGACAUCCUUAGGGCUGCUUCGCUGGUGCCAAACAUAUAUGAUCUAAACACUUUGAAAGAAAGAAUGUCUUACUAUCCUAACCCGGAUAUGAUUAAAGCCCUAGAAUUUAUUGAGAAUUUAAGACAAAACAGUGAAGACACAGCUUUCCCAGACUAUGAUGAAAGAGGUAUCUUGCGUCCAAUUCAAGAAGCCCUCUUGAGAAAGGUCGAGGAAGAUCGUGAAGAGAACGAGCAGUCAGACACCAAAAGGGAAUCUCUGGACGACGGCAGGGCUGAUUGGGCUAAGCUUUCACUAAAGACACUGAUGCAAGCAGACAGCAAUGCCGAGGCCAAUGCCAACGCCUAUAGACAGCAGAUGAUUGAUGGUAACCAACAAGACUAUGACGGACCCCUGUUUGAAAGAGGCGGGAGACAGGACUUGACAAGGAAGUACCACCUUGCAUUUCCCGGGGACAGCUACAGAAUCAAUCCCUACAAACGCACCAACGAAAUUAUAGAGGAAGAGUACACUCCCCAAAGCCUUGCCACACUGGAGUCUGCUUUCCGUGAGCUAGGGAAACACGCAGAGCCAUACAGGCAACAAGAGAGGCUGCAGGAAGAGCAUUUUCAUAAAGACGAGGAGGACGACAUCUCCCGGGACAGUGAGUUUGCUUAUGAGGACGCGGCAGAGGGAGAAGACUCGGUUGAAGUGAAGAACCGGCAUCAACAUAAAGUAGUGCAAUUUGACGGUGAGGAAACUGAGCUGGACGGAGACUCGGAGCGAACAGGAACCAAUGGGAAGAAUUCUUUAGCGAAUUUCGAUGAGCUGGAUCUGGCUCAGCCGAAUUCCCUUGAACAGGGGAAGAUGAAGAAUGACAACGCGGCGGCGGACCUGAUGCUGCAGUAUUACAAGCGGCUGCAAGACAGAAUGGACGAGGACCAAGCGAAAAGGGAGGUUGGGACAGCAGCUGGAGACAGAAAUGGGGAGAAGGAGACAGCGCAAAACAGGCAGGUCAGAGGCUCGCAAGGAGACAUUGAGCCACGGCUCAUGAACCAGUUGGUGGGGCUCCAAAUAUACCCGGAUGAUAUCGUCCAAAUGCUGCAAGAAGCGGAGAGGAGGAAAGAUGCAGGGGCAGAGAGUUCGCAAGUGCAGGCGGACCGGGAACAGCUGGGGCUCCGAGAGAGUUAUCCCAGAGAACAGAGCGCCGCAGACAGCAGCCUGGAAGAUCUCACUCCUGAAGACGUCCUGAACAUCCUGGGGCUGGAUGAUGGACGCUUGCGCAAAGAUCCGUCAAGAAACCGCCUGUUCGGACCCGAUGUCCCCGUUGAAAGCUUUCCAGGGAUUGGCAACCAGCAGGCGGUGGGCUCCAGUGAGGGCACGGCCCGUGAGCAGCCAGGCGCCGGGGAGGAACUGACCGGGUACCUUCAGAGGCUGCUGGCGGCGGACAUCGGCUUGGCCAACUCAGCCGAGCCGCCACGUGUUUCCCCUGUGGGCGGGCGGCACCCCGAGGCAGCCGGCUCCAGGGAACCCCUCCGCGAACUGCUGCAUGGCAUGAACUCCAGGAAAGCUGCGGAAAUUCUGUCGCUUAUCAAUCAUCUUUCCGGCUUUGCCGGAAACGAUUACCGCGCACCUCGAAGACAGCAAAACGGGGAAGAGUCCUUGCUGAUGAUCCACAAACUGGUGGAAUUAUUAAACCAACAGAAUGAGAACCAGGAUCGCUCUGUGAACGAAUUAAACAGAGGAAUGGUCGACCUUCAUGAUUAAAUAGUGUUACUGAAGAAUAAAAGCUUGUUUGUGUCUGUGAGCUUAUACUCUGAUUGACAUUCCUACUUAGUUAAGAUUUCUAUAUUUAAGGCACAUGGACACUGACAAUUAAUAAACCCUCUUUAUUGUGUGAAGUUGUUCUUUGCAGUGGGUGUCCUAUCACAAGCUUAUUGCCAUUAUUCCAGCACUGAAAAUAUUUACUUUUCAUUUUGAAGCCAUUUUAAACUUUGAAAUGUGCAGACAUUCCUUUGGCUAGAACAUUUGCCCAUGACGCGUUGUUAGGUGUUCGUAGAAACGCGUCCCUGGUUGAUUUUUUUUUAAAUAAAACUUUUUUUUUCUUAAA
Stegostoma tigrinum is the source of this 2413-nucleotide messenger RNA. It is a transcript of the gene scg2a, whose product is annotated as secretogranin II a. Lineage: Eukaryota; Metazoa; Chordata; Chondrichthyes; Orectolobiformes; Stegostomatidae. Bases 265 to 2070 code for a protein of 601 amino acids. The transcript is spliced from 3 exons. The record is from RefSeq and is a predicted model, not a curated record.